Molecule: messenger RNA, 760 nt
Organism: Aspergillus uvarum CBS 121591
Lineage: Eukaryota; Fungi; Ascomycota; Eurotiomycetes; Eurotiales; Aspergillaceae
Exons: 1
Coding region: 127-603 (158 amino acids)
Source: RefSeq, a predicted model, not a curated record
UAGCUGAUUAGUUUUCUGAUCAUACGCUGGUUACUACUUAGGAAACUCAGACUAUUUUGUCUCCUUUUAUUUUGCAGUAGGCCAUCUAUUUUAUGUACGUACUUCCGAUCCGGUUUCUUAUCCUCGAUGAGGGCGAUGCCAAUAUCUUCAUGCCUGUCCAGUAGCGAUGCAGAGCUGCUUGUGCCGUGGAAAGAUGCAUCUACACAUUUGAGAAUACCAGAAGCGCGGCGACGGCUACUCCCCCAAGUUUAUAAAAAAUGGAACGCGAAUACAGAUGAAGUGGAUUCGGCUCACUGCCGAAGCAUGACAUGCGAUACCCAAAGUCGCGCUGAUAGUCUAUGGAACUUGAAGAGAAUAAAAAACACCCGAUCUUGUCUUCUCUUCCCAACAGGUCCUUCCCCAUCCACAUGUAAACAAGGCAACGGACGUAGAGAAGUGAAAGAAAAGAAACUUUACUCUGUGAAAUGUCAGGAUCUCAUCAAUCUAUUCAUCAAAUUCCAUCGGCUUUGUUUCCCCGUAGAGAAGAGCAGAAGGCCAAGGAACAGGGGAAAAGAGAACAGUGGACACGGGAAUCCCAAAGCGUCGGGAUGGAACUGGUGUUAGAAAGAAGAAGAAGAAAGAAUGCAAGCAAGGAAAAGAAAAGAAAAGAAAAGAAAAGAAAUUAUCCAUUGUCAUCUUCCGAAUUCUUCAGUGCAAACGCCAUCGCAAGUGUCAAUGUCAUCACAUGAGAAACACAAAAACAGAACCGAGCAACAGCACC